AAGAGAGCCCCAAAGCUUCUUUCUUUACUUUUAUUUUAAAACUAUAUAUUUAUUUUUAAGUGUUUUAAAAAAAUCUAAAAAUGGCCUCGACAUUUCUCUUCCAGUCAUCUCCAGCCAUUCUUGAUAAGUCUGAAUGGGUCAAGGGUCAGACCCUUCGCCAGCCAUCGGUCUCUGUGGUCCGGUUCAGCCCCGGUGCACCCUCUGCGCUAACGGUCCGUGCCUCGUAUGCCGAUGAGCUUGUCAAAACCGCGAAAACUGUAGCGUCGCCUGGCCGAGGAAUCCUGGCCAUGGAUGAGUCGAAUGCUACAUGCGGAAAGAGGUUAGCUUCGAUUGGUCUCGAGAACACCGAGGCCAACCGUCAGGCCUACCGUACCUUGCUUGUUACCCCACCAGGUCUUGGCAACUACAUCUCUGGUGCUAUCCUCUUCGAGGAGACCUUGUACCAAUCCACCGUUGAUGGCAAGAAGAUUGUCGACAUCCUAGUUGAACAGGGAAUCGUUCCCGGAAUCAAGGUCGACAAGGGUCUAGUUCCGUUGACUGGCUCAAACGACGAGUCAUGGUGCCAAGGUCUUGACGGCCUCGCCUCACGCUCUGCGGCUUACUACCAACAGGGUGCUCGUUUUGCUAAAUGGCGUACAGUCGUGAGCAUUCCCAACGGCCCAACGGCACUUGCAGUCAAGGAAGCAGCAUGGGGUCUGGCUCGUUAUGCUGCUAUUUCUCAGGUAAAACAACUUACCAGUUGCUCUAAACAGUUACCCUUUUGGUUUAAGGGUGUUUUAAGAUCAAAAGUUUUGAGUUUUCAGGAUAACGGUUUGGUCCCAAUUGUCGAGCCUGAGAUUUUACUAGACGGUGAGCAUGGAAUCGACAGGACUUUUGAGGUUGCAAAGCAGGUGUGGGCUGAGGUGUUCUUUUACCUUGCUCAGAACAAUGUUCUCUUUGAAGGCAUCCUAUUGAAGCCGAGCAUGGUUACCCCUGGGGCCGAUUGCAAGGAAAGAGCCACACCUCAACAGGUCGCGGAUUACACUCUCAAGCUCCUCCAACAAAGAAUCCCACCAGCAGUUCCUGGAAUCAUGUUUUUGUCCGGUGGGCAAUCUGAGGUGGAGGCUACACUCAACUUGAACGCAAUGAACCAAAGCCCGAACCCGUGGCACGUGUCGUUCUCAUACGCACGUGCUCUUCAGAACACUUGCUUGAAGACAUGGGGAGGAAGACCCGAGAACGUGAAGGCGGCUCAGGAUGCUCUGCUCCUUCGGGCUAGUGCCAACUCUCUUGCUCAGCUUGGGAAAUACACCGGUGAGGGUGAGUCCGAGGAGGCCAAAAAGGGAAUGUUCGUUAAGGGCUACGUCUACUAAGCAAGUUUAAAGUCAAAAGGGUUGAGCGUAGAACAUGAAGAAAAAGGUUUAAUAUGCAACAUUGAUAAGGUCUAAUAGCCCAUGGAGACUGCUGCUUUUGUUCAUAGCAUGUACUUCUAGCAAUUCUAUAAGUAUUUCAUGUCGAGUGAUGGAUUCUAAUCUCUAGUAAUUUCAAGAGAUAUCGAUAAAGAUGAUUUUCGUUAAGAUAUAAUGACGUGUAUAUCAUGC
This is a messenger RNA of Cynara cardunculus var. scolymus (artichoke), 1580 nucleotides long. RefSeq names its product fructose-bisphosphate aldolase 1, chloroplastic-like. Gene Ontology annotation, biological process: fructose 1,6-bisphosphate metabolic process; glycolytic process. Gene Ontology annotation, molecular function: fructose-bisphosphate aldolase activity. The record is from RefSeq and is a predicted model, not a curated record. NCBI's taxonomy places the organism in Eukaryota, Viridiplantae, Streptophyta, Magnoliopsida, Asterales, Asteraceae. The coding region runs from base 81 to 1352 and encodes 423 amino acids. The transcript is spliced from 5 exons. Gene Ontology annotation, cellular component: cytosol.